Molecule: messenger RNA, 2849 nt
Organism: Sesamum indicum (sesame)
Lineage: Eukaryota; Viridiplantae; Streptophyta; Magnoliopsida; Lamiales; Pedaliaceae
Product: conserved oligomeric Golgi complex subunit 5
Biological process (GO): intra-Golgi vesicle-mediated transport
Cellular component (GO): COG complex
Source: RefSeq, a predicted model, not a curated record
GGGAAACAUACAAAGAGUGCAUGACUCAUUCAUGUACAACAGUUUCUGCUUUUCAUAUGCUUCUUUCUGAGAUCUAAAUUCAGGACUUGGAACAGAAAGGAAACAGCCACAACACUGCCUCAGACCAUGGCUUCUCCGGCCAUCUCCAAAUCCCCACUGCAACGCCUCUCCACAUACAAGACCACGCUUACCCCGACCGUUACCGCCACUCCCACUCCCGUCGGCAACACUCCGCUCCCCCUUUCCCCUUCAUCUUCCUCCUUAGACACCUUCUCCUCCGACCCAAUCUUCUCCAAUUUUCUCUCCCCGGACUUUAACCCCACGCAAUUCUCCUCCGCCGCCCUCUCAUCCGGCUCCGCCGCAUCAAGAAUCGAGAAACUUCAGGAGGGGCUCCGCCUCCUCGAUACGCAACUACGCAAUGAGGUCCUCUCCCGCCAUCACGGCCUCCUCCACCAGCUCUCCUCCAUCAAGGUUGCUGAGUCCUCCCUCUCUUCCCUCCGCUCCUCUCUUUCAUCGCUACAGUCCUCCGUCCGCCGAGCCCGAGCUGAGCUCUCCGAUCCCCAUCGCGUCAUUGCCUCCCAGACCCACCAACUUAACAAUCUUCACUCCACUUCCUUAUUACUUCAGUAUACUAUCCGCACUCUCCGCUUAAUCCAGAAGCUAAGAAACCUUGUGGAUUCACAACCUGAUUCAUCAAAAUGGGAUCUUUCCAAGGCAGCCCAACUACAUUUUGAGAUUUUGACCCUUUACAACGAAUCCCAGUUAUCUGGAAUAGAUGUGGUUGACACGGAAUUGAAAUGGGUUACGGAGAUCGGAUCCAAAAUCCGAGAGGAGGGGAUGAAGGUUUUGGAAAAGGGUCUGGAGAGUUUGAAUCAACCGGAAGUAGGGUUGGGUUUGCAGGUGUUCUAUAACAUGGGGGAGUUGAGGGGUACUGUAGAUGGUCUUGUGAGCAAGUAUAAGCAAAUUGCUGUCAAGAGCGUGAGCAAUGCACUUGAUAUGAAGGCAAUCUCAGGAGGAGGGUAUGGUGGUGGAGGGCCAGGAGGGGUUCAGAGACACGGGACGCCCCAGAUUGGGGCUGGGGCGAAGGCAAGGGAGGCUCUUUGGCAAAGGAUGAGUGGUUCUAUGGACCAAUUACAUUCAAAUUUGCUUGCAGUCUGGCACUUGCAGAGGGUGUUGUCCAAGAAGCGUGACCCAUUCACGCAUGUUCUUUUGCUAGAUGAGGUUAUGCAGGAGGGUGAUCAAAUGUUAACUGAUCGUGUUUGGGAUGCUUUUGUAAAAUCCUUUGCAAGCCAAAUGAAGUCUGUCUUCACGGCAUCUAGUUUUGUCAAGGAGAUAUUUACUAUUGGUUAUCCAAAGCUUUUCACAAUGAUUGAGAAUCUCCUUGAAAGAAUUUCACGUGAUACUGAUGUGAAAGGAGUUCCACCAGCUCUCACCUCAGAGGGAAAGGAACAAAUAAUAGCUGCCAUUGAGACUUUUCAGACAGCAUUUUUAGCCCUUUGCUUAAGUAGACUGUCAGAUCUUGUGAACUCUGUAUUUCCGAUGUCAAGCCGUGGAAGUGUACCCUCUAAAGAACAUAUCUCAAGGAUUACAUCACGCAUUCAGGAAGAAAUUGAAGCUGUGCAGCAGGAUGCACGUCUGACUCUUCUCGUUUUGCGUGAAAUCAACAAAGUUCUGCUUCUUCUUGCAGAAAGAGCUGAAUACCAGAUAUCAACAGGCCCCGAAGCACGCCAAAUUACUGGUCAUGCAACUCCGGCGCAGCUCAAGAACUUCACAUUAUGUCAGCAUCUGCAAGAAAUUCAUAAACGCAUAACAUCAAUUUUAGCAGGAUUGCCCACUGUCGCUGUAGAUGUUCUAUCUCCAGCCCUUGGUACUAUAUAUGGAGUCGCUGGCGACUCAGUGACAUCCUUAUUCCAAGCCAUGCUAGAUCGUCUCGAAUCCUGCAUCUUACAGAUUCACGACCAGAAUUUUGGUUCUGCUGGUAUGGAUGCUUCUAUGGACAACAAUGCAUCUCCGUACAUGGAAGAAUUGCAGAAAAGCAUUAUCCACUUUCGGGCUGAAUUCUUGUCCAGACUUUUGCCCUCUUCAGGAGCUAGCUUCGCCAAAACAGAAACUAUUUGCACAAGGCUUGUGCGGAGCAUGGCUUCUAGAGUUCUGAUAUUCUUUAUAAGACAUGCUUCACUUGUUAGACCAUUGUCCGAGUCGGGGAAACUGAGAAUGGCUAGAGACAUGGCGGAACUUGAAUUAGCUGUAGCCCAGAACUUGUUUCCAGUGGAACAGCUCGGCCCACCAUAUCGGGCCCUUCGAGCAUUUCGGCCUGUUAUUUUCCUGGAAACGUCUCAACUGGGAUCAUCCCCUCUUCUUCAAGAUCUUCCCCCAAGUGUCAUACUUCAUCAUCUCUAUUCACGGGGGCCUGAAGAUUUGCAGUCACCUCUUCAGAGGAACAAACUUACGCCUCUCCAGUAUUCCCUGUGGAUGGAUUCUCAAGGGGAAGAUCAGAUAUGGAAAGGCAUAAAAGCGACUUUAGAUGAUUAUGCUGCCAAGGUAAGGGCCAGGGGCGAUAAGGAGUUCAGCCCCGUCUAUCCUCUUAUGAUGAAAAUUGGGGCGUCUUUAACAGAAAAUGAAUCAUAGUCUCGACAUAUAUUUUACUUUGACUCCAUGAGUCUGUGCUGCAAAGACUUGACUCUGGAUGCUGCUGCUACAGAUGGUAUACCCUCGAUCUUUGAAAUUCCAGCUAUUCUUUUUCCUUACACCUCGUAGAGUUCCAAUCAUCAGUCUAGGUUUGAUUCUUUUAUUUGUAAAAUCACUGCCCUUCAAUCGAAAUAAGAAAUUAUAUGAUAAAAUAGAUCAAA